AUGAAGUCAGUCCAUUUGUGCUUUCUUUUCUGCUGCUGGAAAGCAAUGUGCUGCAAUAGUUGUGAGCUGACCAACAUCACCAUCACAGUGGAGAAAGAGGAAUGUCGCUUCUGCCUCAGUAUCAACACCACUUGGUGUGCAGGCUACUGCUACACCCGGGAUCUGGUGUACAAGGACCCAACCAUGCGUAAUACCCAGAAAGUAUGCACCUUCAAGGAGCUGCUCUAUGAAACAGUGAGAGUGCCUGGCUGUGCUCACCAUGCAGACUCUGUGUAUACGUACCCAGUAGCCACUGAAUGUCACUGUGGCAAGUGUAACAGAGACAGCACUGACUGCACCGUGCAAGGCCUGGGGCCCAGCUACUGCUCCUUCAGUGAAAUAAAAGAAUAA
This is a messenger RNA of Pipistrellus nathusii (Nathusius's pipistrelle), 390 nucleotides long. The record is from the annotation of a GenBank genome assembly. Lineage: Eukaryota; Metazoa; Chordata; Mammalia; Chiroptera; Vespertilionidae.